Pongo pygmaeus (Bornean orangutan) is the source of this 2902-nucleotide messenger RNA. RefSeq names its product prolyl endopeptidase (gene PREP). The coding region runs from base 330 to 2462 and encodes 710 amino acids. Gene Ontology annotation, cellular component: cytosol. Lineage: Eukaryota; Metazoa; Chordata; Mammalia; Primates; Hominidae. The record is from RefSeq and is a predicted model, not a curated record. The transcript has 15 exons. Gene Ontology annotation, molecular function: oligopeptidase activity; serine-type endopeptidase activity. Gene Ontology annotation, biological process: proteolysis.
CAGAGGGAGCUGUGCGCCGGACUUGGCGCACGCUCGGUGCCGCCCGCUCCCUCUUGCCGCCGCCGCCGCCGCCGCCGCCGCCGCCGCCGGGCCCGCCCGCCGGGGAGGGGCUCCCGGCCUCGCAGACAGCGGCUUCCUGCUUUCUGCACGUCCUCGCCGCCGCGCCGCCAGUCGGUUUGUGCUAGCUCUGGCCGUGAGCCGGCCGCCCGCUGCCGCCGUCCGCCCCGCAGCUGCCUGCGCCGCAGCCGCGUCUCGCGGCCAGCCCGGCUCGCUCAGGUCUGCUCCUGGAGCCCGCGCCCCUCCACGCUGCCCCCUGCCUGUCCCCGGCCAUGCUGUCCCUUCAGUACCCCGACGUGUACCGCGACGAGACCGCCGUACAGGAUUAUCAUGGUCAUAAAAUUUGUGACCCUUACGCCUGGCUUGAAGACCCCGACAGUGAACAGACUAAGGCCUUUGUGGAGGCCCAGAAUAAGAUUACUGUGCCAUUUCUUGAGCAGUGUCCCAUCAGAGGUUUAUACAAAGAGAGAAUGACUGAACUGUAUGAUUAUCCCAAGUAUAGUUGCCACUUCAAGAAAGGAAAACGGUAUUUUUAUUUUUACAAUACAGGUUUGCAGAACCAGCGAGUAUUAUAUGUACAGGAUUCCUUAGAGGGUGAGGCCAGAGUGUUCCUGGACCCCAACAUACUGUCUGACGAUGGCACAGUGGCACUCCGAGGUUACGCGUUCAGCGAAGAUGGUGAAUAUUUUGCCUAUGGUCUGAGUGCCAGUGGCUCAGACUGGGUGACAAUCAAGUUCAUGAAAGUUGAUGGUGCCAAAGAGCUUCCAGAUGUGCUUGAAAGAGUCAAGUUCAGCUGUAUGGCCUGGACCCAUGAUGGGAAGGGAAUGUUCUACAACUCAUACCCUCAACAGGAUGGAAAAAGUGAUGGCACAGAGACAUCCACCAAUCUCCACCAAAAGCUCUACUACCAUGUCUUGGGAACCGAUCAGUCAGAAGAUAUUUUGUGUGCUGAGUUUCCUGAUGAACCUAAAUGGAUGGGUGGAGCUGAGUUAUCUGAUGAUGGCCGCUAUGUCUUGUUAUCAAUAAGGGAAGGAUGUGAUCCAGUAAACCGACUCUGGUACUGUGACCUACAGCAGGAAUCCAGUGGCAUCGCGGGAAUCCUAAAGUGGGUAAAACUGAUCGACAACUUUGAAGGAGAAUAUGACUACGUGACCAAUGAGGGGACGGUGUUCACAUUCAAGACGAAUCGCCAGUCUCCCAACUAUCGCGUGAUCAACAUUGACUUCAGGGAUCCUGAAGAGUCAAAGUGGAAAGUACUUGUUCCUGAGCAUGAGAAAGAUGUCUUAGAAUGGAUAGCUUGUGUCAGGUCCAACUUCUUGGUCUUAUGCUACCUCCAUGACGUCAAGAACAUUCUGCAGCUCCACGACCUGACUACUGGUGCUCUCCUUAAGACCUUCCCGCUCGAGGUCGGCAGCAUCGUAGGGUACAGCGGUCAGAAGAAGGACACUGAAAUCUUCUAUCAGUUUACUUCCUUUUUAUCUCCAGGUAUCAUUUAUCACUGUGAUCUUACCAAAGAGGAACUGGAGCCAAGAGUUUUCCGAGAGGUGACGGUAAAAGGAAUCGAUGCUUCUGAUUACCAGACAGUCCAGAUUUUCUACCCUAGCAAGGAUGGUACGAAGAUUCCAAUGUUCAUUGUGCAUAAAAAAGGCAUAAAAUUGGAUGGCUCUCAUCCCGCUUUCUUAUAUGGCUAUGGCGGCUUCAACAUAUCCAUCACACCCAACUACAGUGUUUCCAGGCUUAUUUUUGUGAGACACAUGGGUGGUAUCCUGGCAGUGGCCAACAUCAGAGGAGGUGGCGAAUAUGGAGAGACGUGGCAUAAAGGUGGUAUCUUGGCCAACAAACAAAACUGCUUUGAUGACUUUCAGUGUGCUGCUGAGUAUCUGAUCAAGGAAGGUUACACAUCUCCCAAGAGGCUGACUAUUAAUGGAGGUUCAAAUGGAGGCCUUUUAGUGGCUGCUUGUGCAAAUCAGAGACCUGACCUCUUUGGUUGUGUUAUUGCCCAAGUUGGAGUAAUGGACAUGCUGAAGUUUCAUAAAUAUACCAUCGGCCAUGCUUGGACCACUGAUUAUGGGUGCUCGGACAGCAAACAACACUUUGAAUGGCUUGUCAAAUACUCUCCAUUGCACAACGUGAAGUUACCAGAAGCAGAUGACAUCCAGUACCCGUCCAUGCUGCUCCUCACUGCUGACCAUGAUGACCGCGUGGUCCCGCUUCACUCCCUGAAGUUCAUUGCCACCCUUCAGUACAUCGUGGGCCGCAGCAGGAAGCAAAGCAACCCCCUGCUUAUCCACGUGGACACCAAGGCGGGCCACGGGGCGGGGAAGCCCACAGCCAAAGUGAUAGAGGAAGUCUCAGACAUGUUUGCGUUCAUAGCGCGGUGCCUGAACAUCGACUGGAUUCCAUAAACAGUUUCGUGCUUCCUCCUGACAGCGACAGAAAACCUCAAGGGCUUUCCCACGUUGAAACCGAGAAACCACUGGGCAUAAUGCUUCCCCACGGGAACAUUAUUCCUGCACUCACAGACUACAGUUGAACAGAACUGCCGUGGGAAUUUUAUCUUUUUUAGGCUUCUCCUUUUUAGCAAGCCCUUGGCGUUUCUUUUUCCACCCUGUCUAGGCACAUGUGGUUUUUGUUUUUUUUUUGGUUUUGGUUUUUUUAAAAAAGGCAUGUUUGGAUAAAUAGCUAAAUGGCAACAAACACAUUGUGAAUAUUAGAUUGCUGAAUUAAGGAUCAUAGUCGGGCAUACUUAUCUAUAUCCAUAACCUCUAUAUCUUUAAAUAAAUGUGAGAACUGUUCUCAUGGAGAAGACUUCUUUGCAACAAUAAUAAAUGUUAUUUAAGAAUGA